AUGGCUAGUGAUGAGAGUUUUUUAGCUCUUGUACACUAUAGAGGGUCCAUUAAGAAAAAAAUACGAUCAGGAAUUAAGUUUACUAACAAGGACCUACUGAGUGUUUUUCUCAAACAUUCGACUAGCUUUGUUGAAUUUAAGAAUACUAUAUUCCAGAGACUAGGACUGCAAGGCGUGAAAUGGGUAGAGAAGUUGUGCUAUAGGAUCCCGAUUUCUGUGUUACGCGAUGAUGUCAAGUAUGAUUCAUUCAUUAUUAGCAAUGACGAAGAUUUCAAGGUGCUGUUCCAUUGUUGCCAUCAGUUUCCCGAGAUGAGGAUUUCGGAUCUGUUGGCGAAGCUUGUGGAUGUGGUAUCUAGUUCUGGAGGUUCGAAUAAGAAUCCCCACUCCAUAGGACAUUCAGCUUGGUUUAGUUCCAUGCCUGUUGGUUCCUCGUCAGUUGUACCGGUGAUUGCACCUGAGCCAGAUUUAGUAGCUUCACCAUCCUUUGCAGUUAAUCUGAAUCGUAGUUGUGAUGCAGUAGUUGGUGAGGCUGGACCGUUGGGAAAGGUUGCUUUCGCGAUGCCUAGCUCUCCUGUGAGGGUCCUGAUUUACAGAGCGGUUGGAGUACUUGAUGGAGUUGAGGAUGCAUUGCAUGAUGAUGAUGAUGUGGAGCCCGCCACGAUAGCUGAUGAUAGCGACGAUGAGACACCACAGACGACUCUAGCUGUGGGUGGGAAAGCAUCUAGUUCAGGUACUAACCAGUACCCCCGCACUUCUUUGCUCUAG
Messenger RNA from Arachis duranensis, 765 nucleotides. RefSeq lists its product as uncharacterized. The record is from RefSeq and is a predicted model, not a curated record. Bases 1 to 765 code for a protein of 254 amino acids. The transcript has a single exon. NCBI's taxonomy places the organism in Eukaryota, Viridiplantae, Streptophyta, Magnoliopsida, Fabales, Fabaceae.